This is a messenger RNA of Trichomonas vaginalis G3, 939 nucleotides long. Its product is annotated as phosphoprotein phosphatase protein. Gene Ontology annotation, cellular component: cytoplasm; nucleus. The record is from RefSeq and is a predicted model, not a curated record. Gene Ontology annotation, molecular function: protein serine/threonine phosphatase activity. The coding region runs from base 1 to 939 and encodes 312 amino acids. The transcript has a single exon. Lineage: Eukaryota; Parabasalia; Trichomonadida; Trichomonadidae.
AUGACAGAUAACAGAAACCAUUUAGAUUCAAUCAUUUUAAAACUAGUCAAACUACGAUAUGAACCACCAGGAACUCGGUCAGGCAUUACAGAAUCUGAAAUAAUCGAACUUUGUAUAUCCGUUCGCAAGAUUUUACUAAAGCAGCCUUCACUACUUCGUCUCGAAGCUCCUGUUGUCAUAUGUGGAGAUAUUCAUGGUGAAUUUUAUGAUUUAUUGCGAAUAUUCGAAACAAUGAAAUAUCCUCCAGCUACAAACUAUCUUUUCCUAGGAGAUUUUGUAGAUCGAGGUAAACAAGCUAUCGAUGUUGUUGCUUUACUAUUUGCAUUCAAAAUCAAAUUUCCAAAUAAUUUCUUUUUAUUACGAGGUAAUCACGAAAAUUGGAAAACUAAUUAUCAUUAUGGAUUCCUAGAAGAAUGCAUACUGAAUUACUCUGAGAAAAUAUGGAAAAUAAUUAAUGAAGUUUUCAGAUGCCUCCCUUUUGCAGCAAUCAUUGACGAUCAAAUAUUUUGUGUGCAUGGAGGCAUUUCUACAUCAAUUAAUUCAUUAGAAGAAAUUGAAGACAUCAAAAGACCAAAAGAUGUAUCUUCUCAUGGAAUAAUCGCCAACUUCUUAUGGUCAGAUCCAAAUGCAAAUUUGCUAGAUGGAAAUUGGAUUCCUAGCGAUCGUGGAAUUGGAAUUUUAUUUGGACCUGUUGCUACAUCCAGGUUCUGUCAAAAAUUCGGAUUUUCACUUAUAGUUAGAGCUCAUGAAGUAGCCCCUCAAGGAUAUAACUUUCCUUUCCAAAAUGAUAAAUCCAUUUUGACGAUUUAUUCAUCUUCAAGUUCAUCUGAGUCAAAGGGAGCAGCUGUAUUAAGCAUAAGCGAAGAUUUACAAUGUACUAUUAUAUCAUUACCGAAGUUUGAAAUCGAAGUUCAAAAUGAACCUAUAAGAACUGAAUAG